UCGACCCCCGCCUCCACUCCCACCGGCGCCGGUCCCGCCUCCGCCACCACUCCCACCGACCACUCGACUCCAGCCGCUGCCUCGGCUCCCGCCACCGCAUCCCAGGACUCAGGCCGCCUCUUCCGGGUCACUGGUGACUCUGCUGCAAUCCAUUUUGUACUCUUAGUUGUCCACAUGGUGAUCGCCACUACAGAGCUCUCGCUGACAACCGUGCGCAUGAAAGGAGGCAUCAAGGGCCUGCCCAUGCUCCCUAGCACCAGCGCUGGCGUUCUUUGCCGCCGUACCUUCUCAGUGCCUUGGCUUUCUGCUCCAGUGGCAGGCACCUUGUGCUCCCGCUUCUCUACCGGCGUGCUGAUCCGCCGCAACCAUUCUUCGCUGAGAAGCAGAGAUGAUGGUGUUGGGUUUACAGGAGCUAUUUGUACCAUUGGUACCUAUUAUCCUACCAGAAGCACUUGGGGAUGUAAAGUUAAGCCCACAAACCACAUCCUGUCAUCGUCAACUAAUCUCACGUAUCUCUUAUUAAUUGGGAGCCUGAUGCUUUGGAAGAUGACUCGGACAAAGAAAAUGAAGGAUUGGUUUGCAUUUGUUCUUCUGAGUUUAUGCAUCUGGUUAGGACUAUCGGCUGCAAAGGGAAAUGGGCAGAUAGCUUUUCUUGUGGCGUUGUGUGAGCAGGCUGGGAAAGUCUAUAAGGUGCUGGACCAUUUAGGGCUUAUGUGAUCUUCUAGGCAGAAGAAAUGUCGCUCAGAAGUUCAUUGAGGAGGUCGAUCUGUUGGUACUCAUCAUUGUGGGUCUUGAGGUGGUCAAUCUAUGAGUCUAUGACAAUGCUAUUACUGUACUGUAGAGAACUCCUAGUAGGAGCAGAAGUAUCGUGAGCCCAGGGAUGUGUAUGGAUUGGGAUUGCCAUGGUGAGUUGUGGUAUACUUGUUUCUGGCACGUUUGCUGUUGCAUUGUGGAAAAGCUCGGGCACCGAAUAGAAAUAGGCGCAGGGUAUUUCAGCUGUCUGACAAAUAGGUUGUGACCGUAUUUGCAUUGCCAGUGGUCAUUCUCAUUCAGAUAGAUGGGUUCAUAGAUAGAACGAGGAGGCUGGAUUUGUAUGAUCACCCACCCUGGUUUGGUGGUCGCUGCGAAAAUCUUGAGAAAUAUUGUGGCAUGUGUGGAUGAUGCUAUGCUAUGCUAACAAGAUGAAAUGGGCGCGGUUGUCGCUAUGUUCUUGGCUGAAACUGAUUGGCCCCUGUUUAA
This is a messenger RNA of Aegilops tauschii subsp. strangulata, 1239 nucleotides long. RefSeq lists its product as uncharacterized. The record is from RefSeq and is a predicted model, not a curated record. NCBI's taxonomy places the organism in Eukaryota, Viridiplantae, Streptophyta, Magnoliopsida, Poales, Poaceae.